Messenger RNA from Leptopilina boulardi, 1096 nucleotides. It is a transcript of the gene Taf8, whose product is annotated as transcription initiation factor TFIID subunit 8-like. Gene Ontology annotation, molecular function: protein heterodimerization activity. The coding region runs from base 107 to 952 and encodes 281 amino acids. Gene Ontology annotation, cellular component: transcription factor TFIID complex. The transcript is spliced from 5 exons. The record is from RefSeq and is a predicted model, not a curated record. Gene Ontology annotation, biological process: transcription initiation at RNA polymerase II promoter. Lineage: Eukaryota; Metazoa; Arthropoda; Insecta; Hymenoptera; Figitidae.
AUUAAAAGUGAACAGUGUUUCUUACAACAACAAAGAACAAACGUCAAACAUCCAUAAAUAUUGUUGUUUGGAUAAAUUUUUAAUGACAUUUUAUACAAACUAAAUAAUGAUUGUAAACACAGAAAAAAUGGAAGAAUUAAAUACGAGAAGAAAAAUAUUAAAUCGCGUAGUUUGUACAUUAUUAGUGGAAGCUGGUUAUGAUAACGCUGAUAAACAAUGUGUUGAAGUUUUGACAGAAAUGCUUCAGUCUUUUAUCGUUGAAAUUGGCCAAUCUUCGAGAAAUUAUUGUGAAUUAGCAGGAAGAACAGAAGUUCUUAUAGCGGAUCUUAUUCUUGCUUUAGUAAAUGCUGGUAUUCGAACGGAUGAUAUUAAUACUUAUGCAAAUAGACCAAAUCGAUCUAUUUUACCACAAUUGCAACAGCAAACACAAACAAAACAAUUGAAUAUUUUACAAGCUGGAGUAAAACAAAAUCAUCCUCCUCAUAUACCUAGUCAUUUGCCAUCUCUUCCAGAUCCACACGCUUAUAUCAGAACUCCCACUCACAAACAACCUGUGACGGAAUAUGAAGCAAUAAGAGAAAAAGUAGCUAAUCAAAAACGUGAUAUUGAAAGAGCCUUAACGAGAUUUGUUGCAAAAACUGGUGAAACACAUAGUUUAUUUCUUACUGAAGACAACAGUAUGUUUCCCUUGAUUGCGUGUAAACCACAGCAUCCAAGUUACCUUACUGCACUCCUGCCUACGGAUCAAGUUUUUGAUCAAGAAACAGAAGAACAAUUUGAGCCCAAACCUGUUAAAAGAAAGAAGCCAGAAAAGAAAGAAGUUGAAGAAGAAAUAAAGGCGAAAAUCGAUCCAGUUGAUCAAAAUGAAGAAACAACGACUCAGCAGGAUACGAUUGAUAAUCCAUACUUAAGGCCAGUACAAAUUCCUAAGAAUAUAGUAACUGAGUCUUAAAUUUUUGAAAUAAAGGGAAAUAAAUAAAAUAAAUGAAAUAAAUCCUUUUGAUUUGUUAUGUAAAUUAAUAAAAGCUUUUUAUUAUACCAUGUAUAUAUAUAGCAAGUUUAGUGAACAAUAAAUAUAUAAAAUUUCGAUUAUCAA